AUGAGGAUUGAUCAGCACAACCAUGUGCCCCAAUAUCAGUUUCCCACAGCCUGUCAUCGGCAUGUCAACCUGGAAAUGGAAAUCAUCUUCCUCACUCAGACUGGAGUUGUGAUCCUGGGAAACUCCUCCCUCUUUUGUCUUUUAAACUUCACUUUGUUGACUGGAUAGAAGUUGAGAUCCACAGAUCAGAUUAUCACACUGGCCUUAGCCAACAACUUGUCUCUCUUUUCCAUAGGGAUCCCACAGACAAUGGCAGCUUUUGGAUUGAAAUAUUUCCUGGAUGAUGCUGGAUGUAAACUUGUCUUCUAUUUACACAAACUGGCCAGAGGGGUUUCUCUCAGCUCUACCAGUCUUCUGAGUGGUUUCCAGGCCAUUAAGUUUUGCCCCAGAACCUCUUUAUGGGUGGACUUCAGAAUUCGAUCCACAAAGUGUAUUGGUUUCUGUAGUUUUCUUUUCUGGAUCCUACAACUCUUGGUAAAUGUCUGUAUUCCUAUUAGAGUAAUUGGCCCAAGAAGUAGCAAAAAUAUAAGUGUAAAAACAAAUUAUGGAUACUGCUCCCCACUCAUGCCUGAUAAAUUUAUCAGCUUAUUACGUGUAAUUAUAUUAUCUUACACGGAUGUUAUAUGUUUGGGCUUCAUGAUCUGGACUAGUGGGUACAUGGUCCUUUUCCUGCACAGGCACAAGGAACAAGUCCAACACAUUCACAGCAACAGACUCUCCCCCAGACCUUCCCAUGAGGCUACAGACACGCACACCACCCUGAUUCUAGUGAGCUCCUUUGUCUACUUUUAUUGUCUCUCUUCCAUUUUGAGUCUUUGCAUUACUCUUAUUGUGAAUCCAAAACAGUGGCUAAUGGACAUGUCUGUGCUAAUAGCAUCACUUUACCUGCUUUCCUUUGUGUUCAUCAGCAGUGACACCCAUGUCUCUAAGUUCUUCCGUGAUUUCUGA
This is a messenger RNA of Lagenorhynchus albirostris (white-beaked dolphin), 948 nucleotides long. RefSeq names its product vomeronasal type-1 receptor 1-like. Gene Ontology annotation, biological process: G protein-coupled receptor signaling pathway. Gene Ontology annotation, molecular function: pheromone receptor activity. Gene Ontology annotation, cellular component: membrane. Lineage: Eukaryota; Metazoa; Chordata; Mammalia; Artiodactyla; Delphinidae. The record is from RefSeq and is a predicted model, not a curated record.